Molecule: messenger RNA, 2139 nt
Organism: Leptosomus discolor (cuckoo roller)
Lineage: Eukaryota; Metazoa; Chordata; Aves; Leptosomiformes; Leptosomidae
Source: RefSeq, a predicted model, not a curated record
AUGCAGUAUUCCCACCACUGUGAGCACCUUUUAGAGAGACUGAACAAGCAGCGGGAAGCCGGCUUUCUUUGUGACUGCACCGUCGUCAUCGGCGAAUUCCAGUUCAAAGCACACAGGAACGUGCUCGCCUCUUUCAGCGAGUACUUCGGGGCGUUUUACAGGGAUGCGUCUGACAAUAACGUUGUUCUGGAUCAGACUCAAGUAAAAGCUGAUGGAUUCCAAAAACUCCUGGAAUUUAUUUAUACAGGAAGCUUAAACCUUGACAGCUGGAAUGUUAAAGAAAUUCACCAGGCUGCCGACUAUCUCAAAGUGGAAGAAGUGGUCACUAAAUGCAAAAUCAAGAUGGAGGAUUUUGCCUUUAUUGCUAAUCCCUCUUCUACAGAGACAUCGAGUAUCACUGGAAACGUUGAAAUGAAUCAGCAGACUUGCCUUCUGACUCUCCGUGAUUACAAUGAUCAGGAGAAAGCCGACGCUGCUUCUGCCGAGUUGGUCCCACCGCAGGCAAAGAAAGCGGCUUUAGAAAAGAAAUCUCCUCAACCCAAAAAGCGAAAGAAGAAUUUCAGCUCCCCCAAGAGCCUCCAGAACAAAUCCGUACAACACCAGAGCGAGGCGGCCGACAACCCAUCCCUCGAGAUGUUUUUAGACGCGAACAAGCUGGCCACCCAGAUCACGGAACAGGCCGCCCAAGGCGGCGACAGCUCUGAGCUUCAGCUGGCGGCUGUGGUGGAAAGCGAAACGCUGGCGGCGCAGGACAUCCUGGUUCAGACCCUGGCGGCCAAACAGCAGCGGGGAAAGCCGCAGCAGAGCUGCGCGCUGAAGGAGCGCUGCGUGGCCAACCUAGCCAGCGACAAGAGCACUUACCAGCUGGAAAGUUCGGGAGAAGAGCUGGACCAGAAGUUCUCCAAAGCGAAGCCGGUGUGCAACACCUGCGGGAAGGUCUUCUCAGAAGCCAGCAGCCUCCGGAGACACAUGAGGAUACACAAAGGCGUGAAACCGUACGUGUGCCAGCUCUGCGGGAAGGCAUUCACCCAGUGCAACCAGUUGAAAACACAUGUAAGGACUCACACAGGGGAGAAGCCAUACAAGUGUGAACUGUGCGACAAAGGCUUUGCUCAGAAGUGCCAGUUGGUGUUCCACAGUCGGAUGCACCACGGAGAAGAGAAACCGUACAAAUGUGAUGUCUGCAACCUGCAGUUCGCAACUUCCAGCAACCUGAAGAUCCACGCCAGGAAGCACAGCGGUGAGAAGCCCUACGUGUGCGACCGGUGCGGGCAGCGCUUCGCCCAGGCCAGCACGCUCACCUACCACGUGCGGCGCCACACCGGCGAGAAGCCGUACGUGUGCGACAGCUGUGGAAAAGCCUUUGCCGUCUCGAGUUCUCUCAUCACCCACUCCCGAAAACACACAGGAGAGAAGCCAUAUAUCUGUGGCAUUUGUGAAAAGAGUUUUAUUUCCUCUGGAGAGCUCAAUAAACAUUUUCGGUCCCAUACAGGUGAAAGACCAUUUAUCUGUGAAAUGUGUGGAAAUUCUUACACAGAUAUAAAAAAUCUUAAGAAGCACAAAACAAAAGUUCACACAGGAUCUGAGACUCCCCCUGAUUCUACUGCACUGGAUAAUUCUUUCAACGAACAAGAAUCCAUUCAGAGUCAGAAAAGUCCCUUAUCGGAGUCCAUAGAUGUGAAACCCUCCGAGAUGUCUUUAGCACUUCCUCUUCCCAUUGGGACUGAAGACCAUCAGAUGCUGCUUCCCGUGACAGGCAGUCAGUCUCCUUCAUCAGAAACAUUGCUAAGAUCUGCUGUGACCGGGUAUUCAGAACCUCAGUUCAUUUUCUUGCAGCAGUUGUACUGACAGGGCAGCACGGAGCCAUCGAGGCGAUUUGGUGGUGAACUGGGGUACGUUUGGUAAGGUGAACACAAGCAAGCAAGCAGUCACACCUUUUUGAGUUGGACUUGGUCUGGCUUUUUCCUCUCUGUAAAGGCACUUGUAAGGCGUUUCCAUUGUGCAGUGCUGUCUUUCGGGUUUUGUUGAAUUGUGCUAAUCUACAAUCAAGUUCCUGUUUGCAAUUAACGCUGAUUUCCAGGAGACGAUUCCUUUCCAGCAACACCUGCCUUAAGAAUUCUCUGUUAAAUACGUUGAUGU